AUGAAUCCACACCAGAUCCUGGCCGCCAUCGAGCUGGCCGUCUACCUCGUCCUCUUCGCCCCUGUCAUCUUCUGCACAUACCACUACCUGUCAAAGAAGAGGCAGACGGCAUGGAUCUACCUGAGCGUCUUCGUUCUCGCCAAAAUCAUCGGCCCGGCAAUGUACCUCUCAAUGGCACACCAAUCCAAACCCUCAACAGGCCUGCAAAUGGGCGCCCAGAUCCUAUACACCAUCGCUCUCGGCCCCCUCCUCAACGCGACCCUCUCGCUCGUCAACGCCUCCUCAAAGUCUAAACCAAAGGAACCUAGCCCGGCCUACUCCUACUCCCCCGUCGACGCACCCGCCCCUUCCCCAAUGCCCAAUCCCUCCAAAAGCUCAAAGGGUGGACGACUUGCAGACCUCACCCCAGUCAAUAUCCUCCUCCUCGCCCUCCACCCAGUCAUAAUGAUCGGCCUCGUCCUCGGCGCCAUAGGCGGCUCAAAACGAUCCCCCGACUCCUCCGGCCACAUCGACCCAGACAAGUUCGCAAAGGCGGUUACAUUCUCCAAGGCCUCAGCGGCGCUGUUCAUGCUCGGUCUUGCGGGUAUAACGCUGGGCGUGGGGUUGCUGUGGAAAUCGCGCCGUAGCUUUCCGACGGUUAAUUACUACAUCACGACGUGUAUGGCGGCGGUCAUCCCCUGCUUGUUUGUGCGUGUGCUUUACUCGGUCCUUACGGCGGCGAGUCUGGAUAAGCAUGAUAUGACCAAGGUGUCGAGGUUUGAUGUGUUGAGGGGUAGCUGGGUGGUUUAUUUCUUUUUGGGGUUUUUGCCGCAGAUUUUUAUUGUUCUUGUUUAUGCGGGGUGUGGGAUGAUGGCUUAUGUGAAGGAGAGGAGGAGGGUUUAAUGUAAAAGACCUGUUUCUGGUGUAAAUGGAUGUUGUUGUUUGAUUAUAUUUUAUUUCUCUUGCAUGGCAGUUCUGGGUAUGGUUAUUGCGGAUUGGCG
Aspergillus versicolor CBS 583.65 is the source of this 980-nucleotide messenger RNA. RefSeq lists its product as uncharacterized. The record is from RefSeq and is a predicted model, not a curated record. Bases 1 to 882 code for a protein of 293 amino acids. The transcript has 2 exons. NCBI's taxonomy places the organism in Eukaryota, Fungi, Ascomycota, Eurotiomycetes, Eurotiales, Aspergillaceae.